Seminavis robusta is the source of this 3038-nucleotide messenger RNA. The record is from the annotation of a GenBank genome assembly. Lineage: Eukaryota; Bacillariophyta; Bacillariophyceae; Naviculales; Naviculaceae.
CCACCCAGCGUAGCAGCAGACAGGUACCGGUGUACCGGUACCAGUAGUACUAGCUAGUACUAGUACCUCGUAGACAACCUCUCGCCACAGUCCUUCGAAGGGACUUUUACUGCCUUCCUAAUAAGAGCAAUACUUUUGCUACAAUCCAGGACACGAUGAGCUUGACUGCGGGUGACACUUCUUAUGCCAUGGAGAGGGGGCAUGCCGCAGACAAAGUUGACGAUACUCAAGCAGAGAGUGAGAGCAGCCAUGGAUCUCAUCAGGAAGAGGUUCAGCGACAGUCUGUUACUGUUGUCUCGAGUAUGGACAAGGCCAGUGAAGAUGAGGAUGGAAUAGCCCAGGGUCAGCCAGGAGAGUCAAGCCAACUCGAGAUAGAAGAGAAAGUGGAGGAUGGCAAAGAAGAUUCGAAUGAUUCCAAAGAAUCAGCAAUGGCAACAGCGGCGGCAGCGUCAACGCAAGUGGAGGAAGAAUCGUUCCAAGAAGACCUGCAAAGUCUGGAACGAAGAACAUCUACCAUCCUCUACCUGACAGAUUUUUCCACGUCGGAUACGUCUGAUGGCGAAGAGUCGGAGGAGGAAGUGGAACAACAACAUAUUGACAAAUUGCAGAAAUAUGAUGACCUCCCAAAGAAACGACCUCCCGUGGAGGAAUCUAUCAAAGACUACGAGGCUCGUGUCGUUGGAACCAAAUUGACGGAUGUUGUCAAGGGCAUGGCAGACGCUGACCUGAAACUGAAACAGAAGAUGGAUGCACACGACAACAACACGAAAAUGGAUCAUCGCGGUUGCGAGGAAGAACGCAUCAGUUGCAAAUCGUCCGACCUGCGAGAUCUCUCGCUCGAGUUUAGGAAACAGCAGGACCAUGACCAUGGACACAAUAAUGAAAGGACUGUGGGCAUGGGAGUGCCCAUAUCGGAUGCCAUUCGACGGCGGACCAGUGGCAUGUCCUUACCUGGAGCCGUGCCCAUGCCCGGAUUGUCCGAUCAUUCCGGUGGUGGGGAGUCGAUACGAAACGAGCUGGGUAUUUCCGAAAUUUCCGUGGAUAUGACCGGUGAAGUGCCACCAUUGUCUCGUCCCCACGCAUAUGACACUGUGCCUCCUCCGGAAGAAGCCUUGUUGAGUGCAUUGUUGGUAGAGGACAACUCGUCAGAGUUGGAAGCCCGAGUACGGCAACAGAUCAUGCUGGAAGCGGUGGAGGCAUGUGAGGUUACGAAUUUGGACAGUUCCAUGCAUUCCGCAAGCACAGUCUCCCGUCUUUCUAUACAAUCCAUCACGACAAGCAGCAACAAAUACUCUGUCCUCCUGAUUGUUUCUGUGGUGCUAGUGGUGGUGAUGCUUGUUGCGCUAGCUGUGGGUGUGGCUGUGGGAUUGCACCUUUCCAACAAGAACCACGAGACGGAAAAUCCUAUAGCCACCGAUACCAAUGGUACAGUCGCCGCAACAGCGGCACCGUUGGAAAAUCUUGUAGGGCCAGGAUCUACCAUGGCACAAAUACGGCAACGAGGACUACUGCGCUGUGGCGUGUACGAUUCGGAAAUGUUGAUCAACGUGGAACAUUGUCGCGCAGUGGCUCUGGCCUUACUGGAUGAUCCCGAAAAGUUUGAAAUUGUCAUUACUCAAUCGUGGCAGGAAGUGGCCAAUGGGACAGUAGACUUUUUGGCAAUGGCAACACAUACCAUGGGGCGAGAUAUAUGGGAACCAUCCACAGAAAUAGCACUGCAAUUCACUGUCCCGUUCUUGUAUACUGGAAUGGCCUAUGGAGGAGAACCCACCAUGGUGGAGUGUGCCGAAAACAAAGACACCAUUCAAGGUGAUUGUCGGCAGCUUCGUAUUUGUGUGGGUGCCUGGUCGACGCACGUGCAAAUUGUCGAAGAAUUGCUACCAGCGACCUAUAUUGUGCCAGUCGAACAAACAGAUGAUUUUAUCAACUUUUUCAUUCAAGGCGAAUGCAAUGUCAUGGCCCGUGAUGCCGUUUUCCUGUCAGAAGAACCACUGCGAGACGAAGGAUACACUGGCCCAUAUGCCGUGGGUCGAAUGGUGUUUUCACGUGAGCCACUGGGCAUGGUGUCACGAAGAGGCGAGGAUACGCAAUUCUCGGAUCUGUUGAAUGCCGUGAUACAAGUAUUCUACAACGCCGAGUCCCGAAACUUUACUCAAGCCGAAGCCGUGGAACUACUGGAUUCUCCAACCGUGGCCGAACCUACCCAGAACUCUGCACUGUUUGCAUUGAUGGUGAGACUGGUUGCCGAAUUUGGUCAUUAUGGCGAGCUUUACGAACGCACCAUGGAGGACAUUGUUCCGAGAGAUGGCCUGAACUUGCUCCACAGAGCAAACGAUGGGGGCCUUCUGUAUUACUUCCCUUUCGGAGACCUCGACGCGUUGGGACCGGAUCCACUUCAAGGAUCAACACUCGCAACAAUAUUGGAACGAGGGCAUCUGAUUUGUGGUGUAGUUCCUCGUCGUGGCUUUGCCGAGAGCCAAAACGUCGUCCAAGGAGUCCGGUCGUGGCAAGGCUUCUCCAUCGAGUUUUGCAAGGCGUUGAACGCUGCAAUUCAUCUUGGCGAGACGGAUACGGUCGAGAUUGUGGACGUUACCGAUGAUCGUUUCGCGAUGUUAGAAAGUGGAAAGGUGGAUGUCAUAGCUGGGGUCCGAGUCACUAUGCAGAAGGAUGUCGAGGAGACGAGCACGAUGGCUGGCUUCACUUUUUCAACACCCAUCUUCCAUGAUAGGCUAGGUGACUCUUACGCACUUGUUACAAGCCAGGAAGACGGACAAUGGUCUGCUUUCGUUCAUUGGGUUGUCAUGGCAACAAUAUACGCUGAAACAGAGGGAGUUUCGAACUCAACUCCGUUUGAUAUGCCCACAGUGAGCUUGUUUGGCCAACAGUUCAAACAGAUGUUUCUGGAUUGCAUCGCGGCAGUGGGUUCUUACGGGGAAAUAUACGAAAGGACACUGGAGGACCUUAUCCCUCGUUCUGGAGGCAACCUUUUGAACGACGACUUUAGCAAUCCACAAGUGUAUGCAGUACCGUUCAACUGA